This is a messenger RNA of Lodderomyces oxycetoniae, 1647 nucleotides long. It is a transcript of the gene NOG2, whose product is annotated as putative GTPase. Gene Ontology annotation, molecular function: GTP binding. The transcript has 2 exons. Gene Ontology annotation, cellular component: nucleolus. The coding region runs from base 1 to 1647 and encodes 548 amino acids. The record is from RefSeq and is a predicted model, not a curated record. NCBI's taxonomy places the organism in Eukaryota, Fungi, Ascomycota, Pichiomycetes, Serinales, Debaryomycetaceae.
AUGGGUACGCAAAAGAAAGAGAAACUGAGAAGGGUUAAGCAGAAUGACACUAGAGACGGUAACCUCCGUGUCAAAGGGGAGAACUUCUAUCGUGAUGCUAAAAAAGUAAAGCAUUUGAACAUGUACAAGCAAGGCAGGGCCGUGCGUAAUGCAAAAGGUGAGAUUAUAAAAGCUGCUGAUUUGCAAAGCACUGACGCUCCAAUUGCAAGAGUUGACCCUAAUAAAAAGUGGUUUGGCAACACCAGGGUUAUUGCCCAGGAUGCCUUGUCUCAUUUCAGAGAGGCAAUGGGCGCCAAAAAGGAUGAUUCUUACCAGGUGCUUCUCAAAAGGAACAAGCUUCCCAUGUCCUUACUCAAUGAGAAAGACCAGUCAGAAAGUCCCACUGCAAAAAUAGUAGAGACCGAGUCGUUUUCUUCGACGUUUGGGCCUAAGCAACAGCGGAAGAAACCUAGAGUAGCUGCAUCGUCGCUAGAGGAUUUGAUGACAUCCGCUGAGCAGGACUCCACAACAUACGACGAAAAGCAAGAACUCAACGCUACUCUUGGGCUAAUGGGUGGCUCCAUCUUGGAUAAGGAUGAGUACACACAAGAAGCAAAAGAAGCUAUCUUUCAUAAGGGGCAGAGUAAGAGGAUUUGGAAUGAGUUAUACAAGGUUAUUGACUCUAGUGAUGUGGUGAUACAUGUUCUAGACGCAAGAGACCCAUUAGGUACACGAUGUGCCAGUGUUGAGAAAUACAUAAAGGAUGAGUGUUCUCAUAAACACUUGAUAUACGUUUUGAACAAGUGUGAUUUAGUUCCCACCUGGGUAGCGGCUGCAUGGGUGAAACAUUUGUCCAAAUCAUAUCCAACACUUGCGUUCCAUGCAUCGAUUACCAAUUCCUUUGGUAAAGGUUCGCUUAUUCAGCUACUUAGACAAUUUUCAACUCUUCACUCAGAUCGUAAACAGAUAUCAGUGGGUUUCAUAGGGUAUCCCAAUACAGGUAAAUCUUCCAUAAUAAAUACAUUGCGCAAGAAAAAAGUAUGCACUGUUGCUCCAAUACCAGGUGAGACAAAAGUGUGGCAAUACAUCACCUUGAUGAAGAGGAUAUUUUUGAUCGACUGUCCAGGUAUUGUGCCACCAAGCUCCAAAGAUACCGAGUCGGAUAUUUUGUUCAGAGGAGUGGUGCGUGUUGAACACGUGUCUCAUCCAGAACAAUACAUUCCAGAUAUGCUCAAAAAGUGCAAACGAAAGCAUUUGGAACGUACUUAUGAGGUGAAGGGAUGGAGCAAUUUCGAGGAAGACCCAUCACAAUUAGAGAAGGCAAGUAUAGAGUUUAUAGAGUUGAUUGCUAGAAAAGCGGGAAGGCUUUUGAAAGGUGGGGAACCGGAUGAAAGUGGAGUUGCCAAGCAGAUUUUGAAUGAUUUCAACCGUGGGAAAAUACCUUGGUUCGUACCGCCACCACAAGACGACGAAGUAAGAACAGGCGAGGAUAAGAAAGCCGGUUUUAAGCGAAAAAGGGCGGAAAGGGAAGAGAAAGAGGAGAAAGAGGAGAAAGAGGAGACAGAGGAGAGUCUGCCGAAAAAGGCUAGAGUUGAAAAAGAGGAUGCUGAGGAGGAAGAGGAUGAUGAUGAUGCUGAUAAUAAUAAGGAGGAGGGUGACACUUUAUAG